AUGCCGCCCAAGCACAGUCGGAUGCACUGCACAUGCCUGGAACUUCCGGGCACGCGCAGUGCAUCCCGCCUGGCGCUGCUGGUCCUGCGGCGACCGGUGGAGCCACUGGCCUCAGUCCAAGGCCGAACGCAAACCCAGGCUGAGGAGAGACUCUUCAAGCACCUUUUCAAUGCAUACAACAAGUGGUCCAGGCCAGUCCCCAAUACCUCUGAUGUCGUUAUUGUCAGGUUCGGGCUGUCCAUUGCUCAGCUGAUUGACGUGGAUGAGAAGAAUCAAAUGAUGACCACCAACGUUUGGCUCAAGCAGGAAUGGAAUGACUACAAGCUGCAGUGGAACCCGGUGGAUUUUGACAACGUCACUUCCAUCCGAGCACCUUCAGAGAUGAUCUGGAUCCCAGACAUUGUGCUGUACAACAAUGCCGACGGGGAGUUUGCCGUGACGCACAUGACGAAGGCACACCUCUUCUCCAACGGCAGCGUGAAGUGGACCCCCCCGGCCAUCUACAAGAGCUCCUGCAGCAUCGACGUCACCUUCUUCCCCUUCGACCAGCAGAACUGCAAGAUGAAGUUCGGCUCGUGGACGUACGACAAAGCCAAGAUUGACCUGGAGAGCAUGGAGCGGCAGGUGGACCUCAAGGACUACUGGGAGAGCGGCGAGUGGGCCAUCAUCCACGCCGUGGGCACCUACAACACCAAGAAGUACGACUGCUGCACUGAGAUCUACCCCGACAUCACGUACAGCUUCGUCAUCCGGCGCCUUCCCCUCUUCUACACCAUCAACCUCAUCAUCCCCUGCCUCCUCAUCUCUUGCUUGACCGUCCUGGUCUUCUACCUGCCCUCCGACUGUGGGGAGAAGAUCACCCUCUGCAUCUCCGUCCUCCUGUCCCUCACUGUCUUCCUCCUCCUGAUCACCGAGAUCAUCCCGUCCACCUCCCUGGUCAUCCCUCUGAUCGGAGAGUACCUCCUCUUCACCAUGAUCUUCGUGACGCUCUCCAUCGUCAUCACGGUCUUCGUCCUCAACGUCCACCACCGCUCGCCCAGCACCCACAAGCUGCCCCAGUGGGUCCGUGCCGUCUUCCUGGACUUCAUCCCCAGGUGGCUCUUCAUGAAGAGGCCCCCGGUGCUGACGGCGGGGCUCAGGGUGGCCAGCGAAGAGGUGAUCGGGCAGUACGAUGCCCCUCCGGCAAAUCUGAGCACGUCCCGGUGCUGGCUGGAGACGGACGUGGACGAGAAGUGGAACGAAGAAGAUGACAGCAGUGGCAGCAGCGAGGAGAGGAGGAGGACCGGCCGCCUGCCCCUCCAAGGCACCUGCCCCCACCAUUGCCUCCAGUACCGUUACACCUGCGCCCGGCACCUGGGGAGGGGCUUCGUGGAACUGGUCCGCCGCCCGGCCACCAAAACGGAGACCCUAACAUCCUCUGAGCAAGGGCUGCAGCUAUCUCCAAGCAUCUUGAAAGCCCUGGAAGGGGUGCACUACAUUGCCAACCACCUGCGGGCUGAAGAUGCUGAUUUCUCGGUGAAGGAAGACUGGAAGUACGUCGCCAUGGUGAUUGACCGCAUGUUCCUCUGGAUGUUUGUCAUUGUCUGCUUGCUGGGGACGAUUGGACUCUUCCUCCCACCUUUCCUGGCAGGGAUGAUCUAGUAGGG
Lacerta agilis (Sand lizard) is the source of this 1646-nucleotide messenger RNA. RefSeq names its product cholinergic receptor nicotinic alpha 2 subunit (gene CHRNA2). Gene Ontology annotation, biological process: signal transduction; nervous system process; chemical synaptic transmission. The record is from RefSeq and is a predicted model, not a curated record. The transcript is spliced from 6 exons. Lineage: Eukaryota; Metazoa; Chordata; Lepidosauria; Squamata; Lacertidae. Gene Ontology annotation, molecular function: transmembrane signaling receptor activity; acetylcholine-gated monoatomic cation-selective channel activity. Gene Ontology annotation, cellular component: neuron projection; postsynaptic membrane; synapse. Bases 1 to 1641 code for a protein of 546 amino acids.